CUGGGGGCCCUCAGGGCGUGUGCGAGCCCAACCGAGCCGGGACAGGGCUGCCCCGAGCCCUUCGGUACCGGUCUUGGUCCCGGUUACCGGUCCCGGUUCCGGUUCCCGGCUCCGCCGCGAUGUGAGUGACCCCGCACCAUGGCUCGGCAGAGAGACCUGGACAAGUUGCUGUCUGACCUGAGGUCCUUCCUGCUCAUCCUGGACCGGGAAAGCCUCAGUGCUGGAGCUCGGGCCAAGAAGAAGUCAGUGGCUGAGCUCCUGUCCCGGCUGCAGAGCCCCUCGUCAGAGGAUGCAGAGUACAUGAUCAUGCGCUGCCUCUCGCCUGCCCCAGGGACCUCCCAGGGAUGGGAUGGGCAAGCUUCCAGUCCUGCUUUCCCCCCAGGCACCCGGAGGGUGGAUGGAACAGGAGGGAGAGGCUGUGAGUGCCCCCCAGCCAGCACCCUGAGCCUGCCUGGAGGGAGCAAGGUGGUCUCACCAUCCUCCCCACCUGAAGACUCCUAUGAAGAUAACGAAACCCCCAGCCCCAGCAGAUGUGCAGGCUCAGGAGGUGCUGACACUGACAGCAGCCACUACGAGUCCUACGAAGAGGAUGAGGAUGGUGUGAUGGACCGUGCCCACUACCUGAGGUGGUCAGCAGCCCCCAGCCCCGAUGCUGACCCCCCCGGGCACCCCGAGGCACAGCUCUGUGGCUUCCUCUGGAGGAGGCGCUGGCUGGGACAGUGGGUGAAGCAGCUCUUCAUUGUCAGGGAAAACGUGCUGCUGUGCUUCAGAUGUGCUGCUGACCCACAUCCUGUGCUGGUGCUGGACCUGCGGGGCUGCUGUGUCACCUACAAAGCCAAACGUGGCAAGAAGAUGCCCCAUGCCCUGAAGGUGACAGGGACAGCAGGCGAGGUGCUGGUGAUUGGCUUCCAGAGCCAGCAGCAAGCUGAGGACUGGAGGAAGGUGAUUGCAGAGGUGAGCAGCAAUGCCCCGGGCGGGCUGGCAGCCAUUGGUGUCCCAGUGUCACCUUCCUCAAGGCUCAGCAGAGCCGCUGUCUCCCAGCUCAGCAAGGAGAAGGAUGAAGCUUGCCCUGGCGAGGAUGCUAAAGGAGGUGGGUGUGGAGGAUGGGGACAGACAGGACCAGGGGCUGUCCCUGUCCCCGUGUCCCGGCUGACGGGGGCGGUACCCGCAGGUUUCCUGGCGGUGCGGUUGCGCUGGCAGCGCCUGUGGCGGGCGGUGCGGGACGGAGCCCUGCGCAUGGCCCCCGGCCCGGGGGGGGGAACGCAGCCCCCUGGCUGUGCCCUACGGCUGCAGGGCUGCCAGGUCUCCCCAGGGGCGGCCUCCGGCUCCCCCCGGCACCUCCACAUCCGCAUCGCCCAGCGGGGCCGGGAGCUCACCCUGCAGACCCGCCCGGAUGAGGAGAGGGAAGCUUGGCUGAAGACCCUGCGGGCCAGGGGAGGAGGGGAGAUGGCAGGAGGCAGCCCCGGUGCCGAGCCCCCCAGGUUGGGCGAUGCCAGCAGCUGCCCUGCUGCAGGUGGGCUGCUGCUGCGACGAGUCCCGACCCCCAAUACCUACAUGGAUGAUCCCUUCGGGCAGCUCCCACCACCUGAGACCCCCAAGCACAUUUACUCCAACAUGGAGCGGCUGCAGCAGUUGCAGCAGAGUUUGGACCGAGUGGUGCAGAGGCAGCGCAGGAGACCCGUGUCUGCCCUGCCCUCCCCAGCAGCACCAGCAGCAGCAAUGCGGGGCAGGGACCCGCAGCGCUCAGAGCUGAGCCCCGAGCUCCGGAGCACGGAUCUGUCCCUGUCCCAGCGCACUCUGACACUCCCCGAGAGGAAAGGGGCUCGGGAUGGACUGGAUAUCCUCAUCGGUAGCACCUCCAAACCUUCCCUCUCUGCCGAGGGGUGCCUGACCCUUGGCAAGCAGGCAGCGGGGUUGGGGGGUGCCCGAGCUGGGAAUUUUCCCACUGUCCUUGCAGGGAAAAGAGCCUUCCCCAAGCUGGAGGAGAAGGUGGGGCAGCUGGAGAGGGGCAGCCCCAUGAAGGGGAGGCUGAAAGCCGGCUCGGAGAUGAACCUCCUGGCCAUCAGCAAGUCCCUGAGGGGCCACAUCGCUGCCACCACCACCGCCAGCAGCAGCUCGGCUGGCUCCGAGCAGGGCUCAUUCCUCAAGCCGCUGCUGAAGCGCACAGCAUCAGCCAGGAGUGCCCUGAGGCCCCCUCCCUCCCCACUGCUGCUGGAGAGGGGGAAAGUGCUGCAGAGGAGAAAGGAGUGGGAGAUGAAGUCUGCGAUGUGACUGAUGCUCCAGAAGCCCCGUCCCCCCCUUUUCUUGGGGCAGCCCCCCCCAGAUGGACCUGCAGGACCAGGCAUCCCUCCACGGAAAGCAGCAGAGCUGCACGUGGGUUGUGCAGGACCAAGCUCGACGUUUUGUUUUGUUUUGUUUUGUUUUGUUUUAACCAUCAAUAUCAACACUACAGCUACACACAUCUAUUUUUAUAUAGACAUUUUAUAUAUAUAUAUAUAUAGAUAUAUUCCUAUAAACUCUCCCUUUGUGGGUUUCUGGUCACUCUGGAAUUUUCUCGCCCAUCCCAGCACCUUGGUUUUGGGGCAGAUUGCAACCUCAUGAGCCACCAGCUCUGUCCCCAGUGUGGGUCUGGUGGCAUGGUGCACCCCCAGACCCCCCAGACCCCCGGGGAUGCCUGCUCAGAGGGAUGGGCACACAUAGAGAGGGGAGGGGGCUGCUUGGGGCACCCUAAGAGUCAGUCAGUGGGACCCGGGCUGGGCCCUGGGCUUCUUUCCAGCUGCUGUGUUUGCGUCGUGCCUUGUUUUUAAGUGUAGAACCGUGGG
Molecule: messenger RNA, 2822 nt
Organism: Calypte anna (Anna's hummingbird)
Lineage: Eukaryota; Metazoa; Chordata; Aves; Apodiformes; Trochilidae
Product: actin filament-associated protein 1-like 2
Exons: 15
Coding region: 139-2271 (710 amino acids)
Biological process (GO): inflammatory response; positive regulation of DNA-templated transcription; regulation of interleukin-6 production
Cellular component (GO): cytosol
Molecular function (GO): SH3 domain binding; SH2 domain binding
Source: RefSeq, a predicted model, not a curated record